GAAACCCUUCAUAGAAUUUAGUGAUUAUAAUCCGAUCUACAAUUUUUGCUUGGAUGGCAAAAGAGUGCAGUAUUUUCCAUAAAAGUGCCCUGGUUAGGUCCAGCUAUGGGGAUUACGUCAUGACUCGGAACAGGAACUAGGAAAACGUACAAUCAUGGCAGCGAUGUGGAUAUAUUCAUUCGUGGCUUUCGCAUUUAUCUUCUUAUCAGCGUUGGCUUUACCAGAGCAAGGAACUUGGGAAUUUAAAUAUGAUAAAAUAAAUGGGACAAUUUACAUCGGCAUUUCAAAGAGCAUGUACAGCACAGCCAAGUCAUUUGUGCAAGUGCAAUGUGAUCACGAGGAUCACACAGAUAUCACCCUUGCUGUGUCAUGGGUGAUGAGAAGGACACCCUGUGCCCAGGAGUAUGUAUAUUUGGGACAAAAUCAAACUACAUUAAGGUUUUACCAUGAACUACCAGAAGGGGGAUUUAUUAAUGACGUGUAUAAAGAUGUGACAUAUAUAAGGUCACCAGUUUACCAUUUCAAGUGCACGGAAGCCUUCACUCUACCUAACUUGUCAGAUACAGUUUGGAAUACGACAGCUACAUUUUCUUUGGUCGGAGGUGAUGAAAGUAUUGAUGAAAAUUCGGAUUUAUCUCAAGAACAACCGAAUUCUAAUAAGGGAGCAGAAGCAAAUAAAAAAGAAGGAGAUUCAGUGGAGAAGUCACAUCAACGGAGAAAGAGAGGAAGUGCUGAACCAGAUGAUUUAGCACCCCAGCAAACAUCUCAAUUAGACAGCAGUGUUGUGCCUGAUAGUGCAAAAUCAUCACAACCUCAGAUGGGAACUGGUGAAGAUGAAUCUCAUGUGCUAGACAAUACGAAAUCACCUAAAAGUACAGAAGCCAGUGUAAAAUCACCGUCAACGAAUAAAAACACCAAAGGGCUCAUUGUCACUGUUCCUAAAGAUGGAAUUUAUCUGCUGGUACUAAAGAUUGAGGAGGUUGGAUCUAUAAAACCAUAUACAAUUAGUGUUCUACGGGGUGAUGUGCGUGGUCUACGUCAUCUACGCUGUUGCGUGGCUCGGCAUCUCUGCCUGGCAAUGGAAGGACCUGCUCAGAAUUCAGUUCUGGAUUGGUGGGGUCAUCGCACUCGGUCUGCUUGAGAAAGCAAUUUUUUAUGCUGAGUAUAGAAAUAUCAACAGCAGAGGUUAUUCUAUUUAUGGAGCUGUCGUGUUUGCUGAACUGGUCUCGGUGCUGAAGCGCACUAUGUCGCGAAUGCUGGUCAUCAUUGUCAGUCUUGGAUUCGGCAUCGUCAAGCCAAGACUCGGGCAAACGCUGCACAGGGUGUUGGGGGUUGGUGCAUUGUAUUUUGUACUUGGAUCAAUAGAAGCCUGCAUGAGAGCCGUUAGGCCACGACUGGACCUUUCAAAUGAGAUCAUGUUGGCCAUUAUUCCACUGUCAGUGGUAGAUGCUGUCAUCUGCUGGUGGGUGUUCAGCAGUUUAGUGCAGACAACACGAACACUGCGUCUGCGCAGAAACGUUGUGAAACUGUCUCUUUACAGGCACUUCACUAACACCCUGGUGUUCGCUGUGCUAGCCUCAAUUGCCUUCAUGAUAUGGUCUAUCAAAGUUCAUCAACUUAGUGACUGCCUGUCUGAUUGGAAGGAGCUCUGGAUAGAUGAUGCUUUUUGGCCUCUGCUCUUUACCAUCAUUCUUUUAGUGAUCAUGAUUCUGUGGACACCUACAGCAAACAACCAACGGUAUGCAUUUUCGCCACUGUUGGACAAUCCAGAUGAUGAGUCUGAAGAACCGAUGCUGAAUGAUGCUUUUGAUGGGAUGAAGAUGAGAGGAGUUGACAAGAGUCCCAAUGGCAGCACUAGCACCAACACUUCCUCUCGCAAGCACGGAGAUCGUGUCAGGAGUGAUAAGUUUGAAGAUGAUCUUAAAUGGGUUGAUGAAAACAUUCCAUCAUCGGUAGCAGAUGCAGCUCUUCCUACGUUCCUAGACUCUGAUGAGGAAAUAAUGACCACAAAGUUUGAGAUGUCAAAGAUGGAAUGAAUAAUAUCAACAGCAAAAAGAUCUACAUAUUCAGUGGCAGGUACAAACAUGAAAGGCUGGAUUGAGAAACGAUAUGGGUUUAGUAUUCAGCUGUUGCUGUAGGUGUUUUUAGAGUUUGUUUGGAAAGUAAGUUUCCGUACACCUUACCCAACAGGAAGUGUUUCAUUAUAUAUUGACUAAGAAAAGUAUUCUUACGUUAGCAAGACAAGGAUAGUGUGAACAUAUUUAUUGUGUAAACUAGACUGUCAAGAGGUUCUGAUGUAAUGAAGUUAUUGCAUUGUUUAUAUGUUAAUUGUGGGUUAUAGGGUCUUUUCAUGUGGGCCUGUCAGUGAUACAUUUCCCUUCUGUUGUCAAAAAUAUUUGCAUUAUUGUUCAUGAUUUGUAUUUGAAAUGUCGUAUUUUGAAGGUAGGCUCCCCCACUUUGCAUUUCAAAAGUGUAUGAUAUAAGUACCUUAAUGCAUAGUAUAUUAAUAUGUAGUUUAACACCACAGUUAGGGUAUAUCAUGAGCCAUAUUUAACAAAAUGUCAUCAUUCUAUUAUGUAUGCUUAUUGUAUGAGGGUGCAUUCUGACUCGUGUAGUGACUAUAGUUAAUUUUGAUGUAGGGGGAGACCACCUUUAAGUUUUAAAGGGAAACGUUAUUGUAAGUUUAACACGUGUUCACUUAUAAUAAUAAUACGCCUAGAGAGGCCGAUUCCGAGAGUCACUUACAGGACUGCUCUAAAAACAGGCCGAUUGUUUAGAUUGUGGUAAAAGCAUGGGAUGUAGCACACGUGUACGUUGAGAGGUGCUUAAUAAAAUUAGAGGCAGUCCCCAGUAGAACUGAUCUAUUAAAGGCGGGUGCCACCUUGCAGUUUUGAAAUGCCAAACUUCAUUGCUUUUCUUCUGAGUAACCCUCUGAGUAAUUAAAGGCUCUAGCAUGCUUUUGUGACAUGGAGAAUCGAUUAAGAUCAAAUUUAGUCUGAUUAUAUAAUUACUUCAUUAACAUAUUUACAAAAUGGCCACCACAGAACUGUGAAACACAUUCUUUAGUCAUAUAUUUACUUCUAAUUACGAUUUUUUAAUGUAUUUUCAUGACCUAUCUUAGUUAGUAGAAAAGGAAUCGAUUAGGAUGAAAUUUAAUGUGAUUAGAUAAUUAGCUCAUACACAUAUGUACAAAAUGGCCACUGUAGAAACUAAAUUAAUCGUUCUGGGCAUAUAUGUCAUUUUCUACGUUUGUAAUACUUGGUUCUCUACUGCUAUCACUGCAUUUCUGAAUGAAUGUAAAUUCUGUACUAUUGUUUUACAAGGAUUUGAUACCUGUUUAUA
This is a messenger RNA of Priapulus caudatus, 3342 nucleotides long. RefSeq names its product transmembrane protein 87A-like. Lineage: Eukaryota; Metazoa; Priapulida; Priapulimorpha; Priapulimorphida; Priapulidae. Gene Ontology annotation, cellular component: membrane; Golgi apparatus. The record is from RefSeq and is a predicted model, not a curated record. Gene Ontology annotation, biological process: retrograde transport, endosome to Golgi.